AUAGUCUUGCUAUACUCUCAAAUUGAGAGAUUCUGAACACUUAGUUUAAUCUUUGCCCCAUGAGCUUAACAUACUUAGUAACAGUAACAGUGAUCAAGGUCAUCUCUAUUAACAGCUACAAUGUUUUAUACAAUACACCAAAACUAACAAACAACUUCUCUAUCAGAGCCUCCUAAUCAGAUAUCAGACUCAUGUGUAUGGGUCCAGGUGGUAUUGUCCCACACUCUCAGCCAACAGAGGUGUAUUCACUGUGGUCUUUUAUAUUCCAGGAUGCGUGUGCUGAGUACUGUGUGCUUGUGUGUGGCUUUGCUGCAUGUGUGUAAUGGUUUGCUGCUGGGAGCCUUCAACAUAAAGUCAUUUGGAGACACAAAGGCGUCCAACUCUACCCUUAUGGACAUCAUCACUAAGAUUGUCCAUCGCUAUGACAUCAUCUUGAUCCAGGAAGUGAGAGACAAUGACCUGUCAGCCACAGAGAAGCUCAUGUCUUAUGUCAACAAGGGAGCUGCAUUCACAUACAACUACAUUGUGAGUGAACCUCUGGGACGCAGCACCUACAAAGAGAGAUAUCUCUUCCUCUACAGGGAGAAGACUGUGUCUGUGGUAAACAGCUACCUGUUCGAUGAUGGCUGUGAAUCAUGUGGAACUGACACCUUCAACAGAGAGCCCUUCAAUGUCAUGUUUUCCUCCAGCACCGCUCUGCAGAAGUUCGUCCUAAUCCCACAGCACACAUCUCCAGAAUCCGCCCUCAAGGAAGUGGAUGCUCUUUACGAUGUGGUGACUGAUGUCCGCAAGCGCUGGAAUACAAAUAACAUUAUCCUGCUCGGCGACUUCAACAGUGAUUGUAAUUACGUGACAGACUCGGAGUGGAACCAGAUCAGACUCUUCACAGAUAAGAGCUUCCACUGGCUGAUCACAAAUGAUGCCGACACUACAGUCACCAACUCCAACUGUGCCUAUGACAGGUACAUUCAUAUGAACUCAGAAGUACUUAAUGUUUCACUCAACUGUUCUUCUCUGUCUACAGGAUUGUGGUGACGGCUGAUGCUCUCAAAGGAGUGGUACCUGGCAGUGCCAAAGUCUUUGAUUUUCAGGCAGCACUAAAUCUGAAGCUUGA
This is a messenger RNA of Boleophthalmus pectinirostris (great blue-spotted mudskipper), 1114 nucleotides long. RefSeq names its product deoxyribonuclease I (gene dnase1). Gene Ontology annotation, biological process: DNA catabolic process. Gene Ontology annotation, cellular component: nucleus. The record is from RefSeq and is a predicted model, not a curated record. NCBI's taxonomy places the organism in Eukaryota, Metazoa, Chordata, Actinopteri, Gobiiformes, Gobiidae. Gene Ontology annotation, molecular function: DNA nuclease activity. The transcript is spliced from 6 exons. Bases 271 to 1035 code for a protein of 254 amino acids.